Molecule: messenger RNA, 924 nt
Organism: Capsella rubella
Lineage: Eukaryota; Viridiplantae; Streptophyta; Magnoliopsida; Brassicales; Brassicaceae
Exons: 1
Coding region: 1-924 (307 amino acids)
Source: RefSeq, a predicted model, not a curated record
AUGGUUAGCUUCUGGAAUCAACCCGUAAUUGCCUCAGCUUCUUGGAAUUGGAGAUGCUUGCUUCGAUUGAGACCUUUGGCAGAGGGUUUCAUUAAAUGUAAUAUUGGCAAUGGUCUUAAUGCGAGCUUCUGGUUUGAUAAUUGGACUCCUCUAGGGCCACUUAUCAAGAGCAUUGGUCUUCAAGGCCCCUGCGACUUAAGGAUUCCACUUCACGCUAAGGUCUCUGAUGCGUGCGACUCCUAUGGCUGGAUUCUUGCCUGCCCGCGUACGGACCAAGCCAUGCGCCUUCAUGUCCACCUAACUACCAUUUCAAUCCCUUGCCCGGCUAAAGGUUCUGAUUCCUAUGAUUGGGUGGUGGAUAAUAAAGUGUGUAAUGGUUUCAGUUCUUCUAAAACUUGGGAGAUUCUUAGACCGAGAACAGAGGUCGUGAACUGGCAUAACUCUGUUUGGUUUAAAGGGGCCACACCAAAGCAUGCCUUCACCUUUUGGACUGCUAAUUUGGACCGCCUUCCUACCAGAGCAAGACUGGUUCGAUGGGGAAUGAAUCUUUCUUCGAUUUGUGGCUUCUGCUCCUCUCAGUCAGAAACUAGAGACCAUCUUUUCUUAUCCUGUGAUUUUGCUCUUUUCUUAUGGAAUGGGGUAAGCAAAAAGCUGGAUAUGCCACCCAUUAACUUUGGAUCUUGGAAUCAUUUGCUUGCUUGGAUGUGCGCUGAUAGCAGGAGAGCCCCCCGGACGCUCCGCAAGCUUGUCGUUCAGGCUAUUAUCUACGCUAUUUGGAGACAGCGAAACAACCUUUACCACAACCUUAUUCAUGUGCCUCCUUCGGUAAUAUUUAAGGAAGUGGACCGUGGGAUUCGAAACUCAAUCACUGCAAGGAAGCUCAAUAAGCAAUUCAAAAAACUUAUGCGUCUUUGGCUGCACUGA